AUGGCAAGACGUCAGCCUUCUGUUACUUCGCUAUCCAGAUAUGCGACGGGCAAGUCGCCGAACACUGAUCUGUUUAACGGGAACAAGUCGAGGGACUUCUGCAAUGCGUUCUGGGGCCAGGGGGAUGCUGGGGUGAAUGUGCUGCUCGCUAGGAUGAGAGGUGCCGCACGCACUAUGGAUGAGCUGAGGAACUUCUGGAAGCAGAGGUCUCUCAUAGAGGAGGAGUAUGCAACGCGACUGGCCAGCUUAGCGAAAACGACGCUCGGAAAGGAUGAGAUUGGGGAGAUGCGCGCUGCGCUUGAUACGUUGCGGGCAGAGACCGACAACCAAGCGGGAUACCAUCUUGCUCUUGCACAUCAAAUUCGGAACGAAAUCGAGGUUCAAGUCGCUGCCUUUUCGACGAAGCAGUCGCUGCACAAGUCAACGUUCCAAGUCCCUAUCGAGAAGCGAUUCAAAUCCAAAAUCACACAUGAAGCUUAUGUUAACAAAUCACGAGAGAAAUUCGAGAGUGAUGUUGCGCGCAUCAAUGCCUUUACUCAAUCGCUCAACGCCCAGCGUGCGGACCCGGCGACGAGCCCAAGAGACGUCGAUAAGUUGCAGGCGCGGCUCACAAGAGCUCAGCAGACGGUUCAGGCUAACGAGAAGGAUUACGCCGGCUUUGUGAGAGCUCUGAGCGAAAUUUUACCGCGAUGGGAACAAGAGUGGAAGGACCACUGCGAUCGCUGUCAGGAUUUGGAGGAGGAGAGACUAGAUUUCAUGAGGGAGAAUAUAUGGGCAUACGCGAACGCCGUUUCGACACUCUGUGUCUCAGAUGACCAGUCAUGUGAGAAGAUUCGAGUCGCUCUGGACGCAUUCGAAGUCGAAAAGGACAUAGAGAACUUUGUUCAAGAAUACGGCACUGGAAGCGUACCACAAGACGCGCCAGGUCAAUCCAACGGCGUAAAUGGUACAAGUCCGGUAUCCCACCAACCAUUCGAGCGAGUUUCGCACCGCGCGAAAGGGAAUCCUGAACCGUCUGAUCCACUCCCUGCUGCUCCCGUAUUCACACCGCCCAACGUACCCGCUGUCACUGCAUCCCCUCCGUCGAAAUAUCCGCCGCAGCAACCACCUCCGCAAUCAUCACCACCUCCAUUGCCACCCCAACCGCCGGCUCCUGCCCCUACGACUACGACUGCUAUUCAGCAACCAAGUCAAUCUCGGGAAAGGGAGAACGGAAGCACUCGAAGACCCGCCGGUGCGUUGUCCGCAGUUGAGCCGCCGAGGUCGAACUUGCCCCCACCAUCCGAACCUUCGCCUCUCUACGAGGCAAGCCCUUCACUAGCAGCAGCCGACGUCCCCAUCUUAUUUUACGUGAAAGCUCUGUAUGAUUACCAAGCCACGACGCCUGAAGAGUUUGAUUUCCAAACGGGCGAUGUGAUCGCCGUCACCGCCACGCCCGAAGACGGAUGGUGGAUCGGCGAACUGCUUGAUGAAAAUAGGAGGGAGCCGCGACGUAAUGUCUUCCCCAGCAACUUCGUUUGUUUAUUCUAA
Messenger RNA from Pleurotus ostreatus (oyster mushroom), 1530 nucleotides. RefSeq lists its product as uncharacterized. The record is from RefSeq and is a predicted model, not a curated record. Gene Ontology annotation, molecular function: protein binding; phospholipid binding. Gene Ontology annotation, biological process: cytoskeleton organization. Bases 1 to 1530 code for a protein of 509 amino acids. The transcript is spliced from 6 exons. Lineage: Eukaryota; Fungi; Basidiomycota; Agaricomycetes; Agaricales; Pleurotaceae. Gene Ontology annotation, cellular component: cell division site; cytoplasmic side of plasma membrane; cytoplasm.